AUGCAAGGCCUAUAUCAGGCUGCUGGACGAAUUCUUAUUACUCUAGGAGCUUUCAGUAUAUGCUCUGGAAUUAUUGCUUUCUUCCCUGUUUUUUCUUAUAAGCUUUGGUUCACAGGAUGGAGUGUCUGGAUUGCCUGUCCCAUCUGGAAUGGAGCUUUGGCCAUCACAGCUGGUGUGCUUCUACUGUUGGCUCACAAAAAGUGGACCCAGAGAUACCUGUGGGAAGCUAGUUUCACCUUUGUGAUUUUGAGCAUUAUGGGAUGUCCACUUCACUUUGCAGUGGCCUUAGAAUCUGCCCUUCUCGGCCCAUAUUGCUUCUACUCGUUUUCAGGGAUUGCAGGGACCAAUUACCUUGGUUAUGCAGUGACCUUUCCUUUUCCAUAUACAAAAUUCCCAUCAGUUUGUGUGGACCCACCACACUAUGAAGAAUAUCACCUGACGCUUCAAGCUUUCGACCUGUGCCUGAGCUUUGCCAUGUUCUGUACAUCCCUAACAGCGUUCAUCAAACUUUCUGCAAGACUUGUCUGGAAUGGACACAUGAAUGUAAGUUCCCCCUCCCCCGCCAAAAAGAAGUAG
Messenger RNA from Condylura cristata (star-nosed mole), 576 nucleotides. It is a transcript of the gene TMEM212, whose product is annotated as transmembrane protein 212. NCBI's taxonomy places the organism in Eukaryota, Metazoa, Chordata, Mammalia, Eulipotyphla, Talpidae. The transcript has 3 exons. Bases 1 to 576 code for a protein of 191 amino acids. The record is from RefSeq and is a predicted model, not a curated record.